AUGCUGCUUGCCUUGUUCCUGAACUGGAUCGCGAAAGGCAAGCCGAUCUAUCGCUCGAUGGGCCCCAACCAGUCCAUAGCCUACAUAUCCGAUGAAGGAGCUCAGGAACUGAAGCCUCUUUUUAUCGCCAUGGGCGCUGUUUCAGUUAUUUCAUUCGACCUCGGCUUCAUCCUCGAGCGGUGGUUGCGCCACAAAGGCCGCCUUGUGGAGAACACGUCAAACUGGCAGAAGCUCUUUAAUAUUUGCUCCGGUCUUUUCGGUAUCAUUGGCGCUGCUGGCCUGAUCCUCUUGGCGAUAUUUGACACAUUGCGCCACGAGAGACUGCACCAAUACUUCCUCAUUAUCGGCGGGUACAUUGUGUCUGCUAUUUUCAUUUGUGCCGAGUAUCAGCGACUAGGAAUCCACUACCGCCAGUACCGGAUUCUGCGCGCGUCCUUCUGGGUCAAGUUGACAUUUAUCUUUCUCGAGCUCGCACUUUGUAUUGCCUUCGGGGUCACCCAGAACAAGGAGAACUUAAACACAUCCGCUAUACUAGAAUGGGUAAUCGCCCUAGUCUAUACGUUCUAUGUCCUCAGCUUCUUCAUCGACUUCAUUCCUGCGGUCCGGACGAACCAUCACCAAAGUCGGGAAACAUCGGUCGAGAUGGGGCUGAACAACGCGAACAAUGACCAGUCCUUCUAUAGGGACGGUGCAAGCAACAGUCACGCGAAUGGUUAUACGAAUGGCACCAAUAGUUACGCCAAUGGUUACCCAGACCGCGCCACCAACGGAUACGCCAACGGGUAUACUCGUGGCAACCCAAAUACUACCGGCAUCAACGGCGAUACCUAUUACCCUGAUGGAUACCCGAACGCCCUCCCGAAGCCCGUCGAGACAGUGCCACCGUCGCGGAACUUUUAG
Messenger RNA from Coniosporium apollinis CBS 100218, 900 nucleotides. RefSeq lists its product as uncharacterized. Gene Ontology annotation, cellular component: plasma membrane. Lineage: Eukaryota; Fungi; Ascomycota; Dothideomycetes. The transcript is spliced from 4 exons. The coding region runs from base 1 to 900 and encodes 299 amino acids. The record is from RefSeq and is a predicted model, not a curated record.